AUUAACGAUCCAAACACCAAAUACAUCCUGAGAACUGCAAACCGACUUUAUGGGGAAAAGACGUUUGAGUUUCUCUCAUCCUUUCUAGAGUCGAGUCAGAAAUCCUACCACGCUGGACUGGAAGCGACUGACUUCAUGAAUGCUUGGGAGGAUUCCAGAAAACAAAUCAAUGGCUGGGUAGAGGAAAGGACUGAAGGUAAAAUUCAGAACCUGUUGGCGGAGGGGCUUCUUGAUUCCCUGACCAGACUUGUGUUGGUGAAUGCCAUCUAUUUCAAAGGCAAGUGGGAAAAGCAGUUCAACAAAGAGAGAACCGCAGAAAGGCCAUUUCAGAUUAACAAGGAGGAGACCAAGCCUGUGCAGAUGAUGUUCAAGAAGGAUAGAUUUAACAUGACCUAUAUUGGAGACUUCCAGACCAAAAUCCUUGAGCUGCCCUAUGUCGGUAAUGAACUGAGCAUGAUCAUCCUGCUCCCUGAUGCAAUCCAGGAUGGAUCCACGGGCUUGGAAAGACUGGAAAGAGAACUUACGUAUGAGAAGCUGAUAGAUUGGAUCAAUCCUGAAAUGAUGGACUCUACAGAGGUGAGGGUGUCUUUACCCAGAUUUAAACUGGAAGAAGAUUAUGAUCUGAAACCCAUUCUGAGCUGCAUGGGAAUGCCUGAUGCAUUUGACUCGGGGAAGGCAGACUUCUCAGGAAUGUCAUCUGGCAAUGAGCUGGUGCUCUCUGAAGUGGUUCACAAGUCCUUUGUGGAAGUCAACGAAGAAGGCACUGAAGCAGCUGCUGCCACAGCAGCAAUAAUGAUGAUGCGCUGUGCAAUGAUAGUUCCGGAUUUCACUGCUGAUCAUCCCUUCCUCUUCUUCAUCCGGCACAACAAAUCUUCCAGCAUUUUGUUCUGUGGCAGGUUUUGCUCUCCCUGAAGAGGAGUUGUCUUGGUAGGAUAGGGUCCAUUGCACAAUAAAGAUUUCUCUAGAA
Messenger RNA from Corapipo altera (White-ruffed manakin), 967 nucleotides. RefSeq names its product serpin B6-like. Gene Ontology annotation, molecular function: serine-type endopeptidase inhibitor activity. The transcript is spliced from 5 exons. Gene Ontology annotation, biological process: negative regulation of endopeptidase activity. The annotation marks the transcript as partial. NCBI's taxonomy places the organism in Eukaryota, Metazoa, Chordata, Aves, Passeriformes, Pipridae. Gene Ontology annotation, cellular component: cytoplasm. The record is from RefSeq and is a predicted model, not a curated record.